Coccomyxa subellipsoidea C-169 is the source of this 1149-nucleotide messenger RNA. RefSeq names its product Sodium/hydrogen exchanger. Gene Ontology annotation, molecular function: sodium:proton antiporter activity. Gene Ontology annotation, cellular component: membrane. NCBI's taxonomy places the organism in Eukaryota, Viridiplantae, Chlorophyta, Trebouxiophyceae, Coccomyxaceae. Gene Ontology annotation, biological process: proton transmembrane transport. The record is from RefSeq and is a predicted model, not a curated record. The transcript is spliced from 7 exons. The coding region runs from base 1 to 1149 and encodes 382 amino acids.
AUGGCAGGCGAUGGGGCUGCUGGAAGCAGCGAGCCGGACGCUUUAUUCGUGGCUGUAUUUGCGUUGUUCCUGGGUGCGUUGACGCGGAGCGCCCUGCACUGGACCCGGAUCCCAUACUCAGUCCUCCUGCUGGACAUCGACCCACAUCUGCUGACGUCGCUCUUUCUGCCGCCGGUCCUGUUCGCCGGCGCGUAUGGCCUGCCCAGGCGCGUCCUGAUCAUGGCCGCCGCCCACGUGGCGCUGCUCGGCGGCGCGGCUGUAAUUACGGGGACGGCCAUGACGGCUGUCGCUGUAAAAUUCGUGCUCCCGUACGGGUGGACCUGGCCCCAGUCACUGCUGUUCGGCGCCAUUGCCGCCGCUACGGACCCUGUUGCAGCCGUUGCAUUACUAAGAGAGGUGAAUGCACCGGAGGAGAUCAGAGUGACUGUGGAUGGAGAGGCGUUGGUUGAUGACGGCGUGGCAGCCGUCCUCUUCAUUGUCUUCCAGAGGUACACGGCGGGCGAGGCGCAGUCGCCCGGGGGCGUUGCCUCUCUGCUCUGCCGCCAGUCGCUGGGGGGCCCCGCGGUUGGCCUGGCAUUUGCGCUGUGCCUGCUGGCCUGGCUGCGUUUUGUGCCCGCUGCACAACAGGAGCCCGUCCUAGCAGCGACGCUCAUGCUGGUGGCAGCCUACGGCUGCUUCUUUGUUGCGGAUGAAGUUCUGGCAACGAAUGGGAUUCUGGCUGUGGUGACACUUGGCAUGGCAAUGGCCUGUUUGGGCCACCAUGCCACAUCAGCCUGUUUGGACAGUCCAGGCGCUGCAACGCAGGCAGCUAUGCAGGAGCAUGUGAACGUGAUCUGGGAGGCGGUGGAGUAUAUGGCCAACACGCUCAUUUUUGUGGUGAUCCGGUGCAUAAACAUAGCGCUGCUGUGGCCGCUGCUGGCGCGCACCGGCGGCGGCAUAACCCUCACGUCAGCGUUACUCACUGCCUGGAGCGGCCUGAGGGGGAUUGUGGGGUUGGCGCUCGCGUUGUAUAUAUUGACCGACCCCGCCAUAGGCAACGCUGCGUACCGGAUGCAGGCCUUCUUCUUGAUGUCGACAACCAUUGUGCUGACUGUCGUCAUGCAGGGCAGCCUCUAUGGCCCCUUGCUUCUGGUGAGCAACCCUUCAUAA